Molecule: messenger RNA, 2314 nt
Organism: Scylla paramamosain (green mud crab)
Lineage: Eukaryota; Metazoa; Arthropoda; Malacostraca; Decapoda; Portunidae
Product: clotting factor G beta subunit-like
Exons: 9
Coding region: 79-1221 (380 amino acids)
Biological process (GO): proteolysis
Molecular function (GO): serine-type endopeptidase activity
Source: RefSeq, a predicted model, not a curated record
AAAAAAAAAGUUGAACAGGUUUAAAGAUAUGAAGUGAAGAGGAGAGGCCAGUAGUGAGCGGACAGGCAACACGGCGAGAUGGAAGGGUCCCUCGUCCUCUCCUUGUGCUCCCUGGCGCUGGUGUUCACCGCCGCUACAGAUGCGAGUCGCAUUGUGUUUCCUGUUAGUGUGACUCUGCAGGAAGGGGACACCUGCACCUUGCACUCAGGUGCGUCAGGCAGGUGUGCUGACAUACGUGACUGUGACUACACUGACGUGGACUUUCGCCGCAACCCGCCCGUCAGGUGCGGCUUCAAGGGCAUAUAUCCUGUCGUCUGCUGUUCCAGUGCCUCGGGCGAAGGUCCCCAGCCGAUCACAGACAUAGCUCCGCCUAAUGUUACAUUCGGUUGUACAAAAAGAAGAAAUAAUUACGAUCCGAUAAUAGGACGCCAAAUGAUAAAAAAACAUGGAUUUCCGCAAUUGCUAAGGCAUAGUGUCGGGUUUAAGGAAGCAAAACCGCACGCAUGGCCUUGGAUGGCGCUUGUUGGGAAACGAGAAGGCAACAAUAAUGAAUGGUUCUGUGGAGGAGUGUUGAUCAACGAGCAGUGGGUCCUGACUGCAUUUCACUGCUUACUCAAGAGUCCAGACGUGGUGCGUCUUGGUGAACACGACUACCAACACAGAAACGACGGGCCACCUCACGAAGACUUUGACGUGGCAGAGAAGGUUACGUACCCUGGGUAUGCUCAUCCUCAGGAGUACCAUGACCUGGCCCUGCUUAGGCUGUCUUCGAGGGUGAACAUAAAGAAUUCAAUCACUCCCGUCUGUCUCCCGUGGGGAGUGGAGAGGGAGGUGGACAUCACGGGACAAACAGCGACGCUCACUGGUUAUGGCGAUACUGAAUAUGGUGGCCCACCAACCACCUUCCUGCAGCAAGUGAACGUGACGGUGUUCACGUCAGACAAGUGUGACACUAGCUACUCCAUCUUGCUCAAGUACAACACCAGUUGGCCCCAGGGCAUCGGAGAGGAGACCCUGUGUGCCGGAGAUCUUGAGGGAGGGAAGGACGCUUGCCAGGGUGAUUCCGGCGGACCCCUGGUGACUAAAGAUGUCGGAGGAAGCUUCGUGUUGGCGGGCAUCGUGGUGCAAGGUAACGGCUGUGGUAACAAAGACUUCCCAGGACUGUACGCCAAUAUGCGCUACCCGCCCUACCUCGUCUGGAUCAAGAAUGUUGCCUUCUAAGUUUUUUUUUUUAUUAUUUAAAUUGACAACCAAAGAAACUUUCAAGAAAUACGAAUAGAAAUUCCUAAGAAAAUAUUUGGAAGAAAUAUAAUUUUGCACUGUGUGAGGUAUCAUAACUGUCAUGAUCAGCCUCUAAGAUGACGCUGGAGAGGAAAGGCUUGUGGGUAUCUUUCAUUACUUCUAUCAUUUUACUGUAUGGUGCCGUGUGGAAAUGUUCAUCUCUGUGUUUUUUUUUUUCUUUUUAAUUUCAAUCUUGAAAUGUAUUGUUUAUCGUGUGUUUAAACUCAUUUGUAGGUUCGCUCUUCAGAAUCUAAAAAAAAAUAAAUAAAUAAAACAGCAUUCCAGCACACCGGAUAACCCUCAAAAUGUUGAUAUUUUGAAUAAAUUGAUGUCCAGUGACAAGAAGGAAUCACCAAGAGAAACACCACAUACACAGAGGAAAAAGGUUAGUAGGAACGACGAGACCAAAUAUUUUACAGAUAAAAGAAAUAGGGACGGAUUUGACACCAGCAUCAAGAGCAUAAAUUCACAUGCCGUGGAUGAUGAAAAUGGAAUUACGGAGGAUUUCAAUGCCAACUUUGUUAGUCUUUAUAUCAACACUUGAAGUAGCUAGUAAGAUAUCCAAAGAAAAAAAAAGGAAAGCUCUGUAAAGCCACCAUAAAUGUCAUGAAGCAGUAUAGUAUAAUAAAUCUCUAAAGAAGGAAAUUUGAACUUGGUUAAGAGAAAGAACUACAUGUAAGAGAGGACUAUUGACUUUACCUCCACCCCCCCGAAAAAAAAGUGCAAAUAUAGAAAAUUGAAACAAGUGUGUCAUUUAUCAUAGACAGAAAACAUCUUUGAGAGAACCAUGAACAUUCAACUACUGAUGUUAUAUAAAGGUACAGGAAUUUAUCUUCUAUUUGACUUUGGUCUGUCCUGAAUGGCCGGGAAAAACGUAACAAUACUGAUUCACAAGGAUCCCCAUCAAAAAAGAUAACAUGAAAAAAAAAAUUAUUGAGCAAUAUAUUAAAUAUCUGCAGUAUACGAGCUUUUAUAAAAUUGAUGUAAAAUAUGAUAAGUGUAACGCUUGACUAAAAUGAAUUGAUAAAAACAU